AGAAGGGUAAAGUACAUUUAAAUGCUCCAUUUAGCUUUCGCUUUUUAAGGCAUUCAGAUACCUUUCUCUAUAACCUUCACCAGUAGAUGUAUUUAAUUUGCAAGAGAAUAUAUUCUUAGGCAUUAUUAUGUUGCUAUAAAUUUAAGCAUGCUAAUUAAGAAGAGCUUAAGAUCGAGUUGUUCAUUUAACUUAACAUCAUCUGAAUUUAAUACUUGAGAUCAUCAAAGCUCCGAGUUUGUUUAGUUCAUCUGUUUGAGAUAUGGCAAGGUGUAGCAAAGUUGUCGCACAGAUGAUCAUUGCUCGACUAAGGGAAGCCAGGAAACCUGGUCAUCAACACCGCUACAUGAGUCGCUUGUCUGUCGUACGUGCAGCAGAAUAUGAGUAUAUAUAUCAAGAGGCUGAAACUGAAAAGGAACAUAUCGAUAUCAAAGAUGAGUACUAUGAAGAUCAAGAUAUAUGUAGUAGUAAUAAGAAGGGAAACGUGAUGAUGGAAACGAACUGGGUUCCACACCCACGUACUGGUAUAUACUUUCCUGAAGGACAUGAAUGGGUAAUGAAAGAUGUUUCCGAGGAUGCAAGCUCAUUAGGACAAUCACAAAGUUAUUGGCUAAGGAACAUUGAUGGAGUUGAAAGUCAUCACCCUGAUAUUCAUUCCGCUGAUGAUUACUUCCUUACUCCUAAUCACUAGACUUAAGAAUUAACUUAUAUUAAUUGACUGAAAUAUUGUGUAUUUGUACUUUAUUUAUGUUGCAACUGACUAUUUGACUAUUUUAGGGCUAAUCACAUUAAUAUUGUACUAGUAAUAAUGUUCAAUAGCUACUAAAUUAGCCUUAUAGAGUAUUUCUUAGCAAAAAUAACUUUAUGAUUUUAUAUAAGAUUUUCUGUCCAUGGUUUAUCAUAUUUAUUUAUUUAUUUA
This is a messenger RNA of Beta vulgaris subsp. vulgaris (sugar beet), 916 nucleotides long. RefSeq lists its product as hypothetical. NCBI's taxonomy places the organism in Eukaryota, Viridiplantae, Streptophyta, Magnoliopsida, Caryophyllales, Amaranthaceae. The transcript is spliced from 2 exons. The record is from RefSeq and is a predicted model, not a curated record. Bases 260 to 688 code for a protein of 142 amino acids.